This is a messenger RNA of Larimichthys crocea (large yellow croaker), 748 nucleotides long. It is a transcript of the gene selenok, whose product is annotated as selenoprotein K. NCBI's taxonomy places the organism in Eukaryota, Metazoa, Chordata, Actinopteri, Sciaenidae. Gene Ontology annotation, cellular component: endoplasmic reticulum membrane; Golgi apparatus. The record is from RefSeq and is a predicted model, not a curated record. The transcript has 5 exons. Gene Ontology annotation, biological process: calcium ion transport; endoplasmic reticulum calcium ion homeostasis. Bases 101 to 376 code for a protein of 91 amino acids.
GUCACUUUAUUUUGGCACGGCUGCGCAUGCGCAUUUGAGACUGACGCAACAACAAUGACCCGGAAGUGAAGCGCCAGUAGUAAACAGAGCUGUGUUAAAGAUGGUGUACGUGUCUAACGGUCAGGUCCUGGACAGCAGGACCCAGUCACCAUGGCGACUGUCCUUUCUGGUCGACCUCUUCUGGGGAGCAGUGGAGUUUAUCGGCCUGUUUUUUAAGACAAUCAUUCACCCGGACAUGACAAAGAGUGGAAACUGUGCUUCAUCAGGCUUUACUGAUGGCAGAGGUCCUCCUGGUCCCCCUGGUGGCAGAAGACGAAUUGGAAGAAUAAACCAUGGUGGAGGUCCCAAUGCUCCACCAAUGGGUGGAGGAGGAUGAGGAAGGUAAACGCCUACACAUCCAGUGUAGGCGUGGGGCUUGGCACAGUGUCUGUUUGCAGAGAACCUAAAGGAAGAUGGUGUCUGAUGGUGACGUCACAGUGCUGAAGCCCCUCUUCAUCUGCUGCCGCUGCCUCGAGCAGUUUUUUGACGUCUUUCUGGGAAUUCCUACUUGUAGGGGCCAGAAUGGCUGAUACAGCAGCUACGUACAUGUCCUUCCUUUGUCCUGCUUCUGUCCUUUCACUUUUCUGUCACACCGGUCUCACAGACAUGUGUCACUGACAUUUCAGUUAUGAUCAUCCCUCCAGGGAAUCGUGAAGUUAGUUUGUCUUUGCUUUUUCAUCCUGUUUGAAUAAAAACUGUUAAAACAUGU